Messenger RNA from Triticum turgidum subsp. durum (durum wheat), 303 nucleotides. The record is from the annotation of a GenBank genome assembly. Lineage: Eukaryota; Viridiplantae; Streptophyta; Magnoliopsida; Poales; Poaceae.
AUGGAUGGCCUCGUGUACCCACUUGUCUGGGCCUGUUUACGCUUUUCCCAUUCGGCCCGAUUAAGGAGCAACCGUCCAGGUCGGCCUGCGGAGCAGCGGCCCGGUUACGGUUGGGACCUCUCACCGGUGAUCGGCAUCGUCGCCGUCUUCGUCACGUCCGGCGCAAUCUGCCGCUACCGUAUGUUUCUCGUGCUCUGUAGCAUGCCAGUAUGGCUGAGCUUUCCCGAUGGCAGCAUAGCUACCAUUAUAUAUGAAGAUGAUGUCCGCAUACCACACAAUGCUAGUUACAAAAAUAAGGUUUAA